Molecule: messenger RNA, 6502 nt
Organism: Syngnathus typhle (broad-nosed pipefish)
Lineage: Eukaryota; Metazoa; Chordata; Actinopteri; Syngnathiformes; Syngnathidae
Product: 1-phosphatidylinositol 4,5-bisphosphate phosphodiesterase delta-3-A-like
Exons: 17
Coding region: 648-2672 (674 amino acids)
Biological process (GO): intracellular signal transduction; lipid metabolic process
Molecular function (GO): phosphatidylinositol-4,5-bisphosphate phospholipase C activity
Source: RefSeq, a predicted model, not a curated record
UGAGAGCGAUGCCUAAAGCGCGUUACUGUUACUUAACGUUUGCUCAAUUUAUACCUACAGAUACAGUAUUGGUGAAUGAUGUCAUCGCAUGGUUUCGUGUGUUUAAUAAAGCUGUAUUUUGUGACGUCAGCAACAAGAAGGUUGGAUAAACGAGGUAUCGACUGCGGCAGGGUAUAAAUCGUAUGCGCGCUGAGCAAGCAACCAUAAAGUAGACAGCAGUGAUAGAAGGGAAGCAAAAUCCUCCUCCUAAAUAUUAUGUUGGGAAACAGAAGGAAAGCAGUCCCCGUGGAUAAGACCAGGAGUACGAUGUCCAACUCUAAAGCCAUUGAUCCGCUAAGAAGUCUUGGAUUACAGGAUGAUGAAGAUGUCAAGUGGAUGUUGCGGGGCUCCAAUAUGGUUAAGGAACUGGCCUGAAUACUACUGACUGGGCAGGACGAAGCAAUUGUCUAUUUGUCUGCUCUGUGACAAUACAGCGGGUCCGAUCACCUCAUUGGCAAAAGCAACGUACUCUGAAGCUGCUGGAAGAUGGUGUCACUAUUUGGUGCCAGUCCCGCAAAACUUUAAUUCGAGCCAAAGAGCAACAAUCCUUCUCCAUCACAGAGGUGGAGUGCGUAUGUGAGGGGUGUCAUUUGGGGACAUUUCGGCAGAUGGUUGGUGCAGUACCUGAAGAACGGUGUUUGACGGUGGUCUUCAAAGGUCCCCGAAAGAAUCUGGAUCUUCUCUGCCAGAACCAUGAAGAGGCUUAUCAUUGGACCCGCGGCAUCCGGACACUGCAGGAAAGAAUUUGCAACAUGACCCAGAAAGAGAAACUUGAUCACUGGAUUCAUGCUUACCUGAGUCGUGCUGAUCAGAAUCAUGAUGAUAAGAUGAGCUAUGAUGAAGUGCAGACAUUGCUACAAAUGAUCAAUAUUGACUUGAGUGACCAAUAUGCCUGUGAACUUUUCCAGAAGUGUGAUCACUCAGCCGAUGGCCGAUUGGACCAUGGGGAAAUUGAAGUUUUCUGCAGAGAGUUAUUGCGGAGACCUGAGCUGGAUGCCAUUUUUAUGCUCUAUUCCUCUAAUGGAUCUCUCCUCUCAACUGCUGAUCUGAGGGAUUUCCUCAACGACCAAGGAGAGGAUUCUUCAUUCACACAUGCCCAGAGCCUCAUAAUCACCUAUGAACUUAAUGAAUGGGCUCAGAAGAAUCAUUUGAUGACACCCAAUGGUUUUACUAUGUACAUGCUGUCCAAGGAGAAUUCUGUGUUUGACCUGGAACAUGUUCGGGUUUAUCAAGACAUGAAACAACCACUUGCACACUACUUCAUUUCCUCUUCCCACAAUACAUACUUAACUAAGGAUCAGCUGACUGGAGAGAGCGGAAUUGAGGCAUAUAUCCGAGCCCUGAAACAUGGUUGUCGUUGUGUGGAGUUGGACUGUUGGGAUGGAGAUAAAGGACAGCCAGUAAUCUACCAUGGCUACACUCUCACCUCCAAAGUGACUUUUGUUGAAGUCAUAGAGACAAUCAAUGAAUAUGCAUUUAAGGCAUCGGCAUACCCUCUCAUCCUUUCCUUGGAGAACCACUGCUCAGCGGAGCAGCAGUCAGUGAUGGCUCGACACCUGCAGAACAUCCUUGGAGACAAACUGCUUACCAAGCCCAUCGAUGGCCUCGAUUCCAACACCCUGCCUUCACCGGAAGUUCUUAAGGGUAAAAUCUUGAUUAAAGGGAAGCAAGAGAGCACAGCGGAAGAAUGCACAUCAAGUUCGUCAGACCUCAGCUCAUCAGACGAUGAAGUCAGCCAAGCUGGGAGCAGUAUCCAUCAAAGGAAAAAGAUUGACAAGCCAGCUGUGAUGAGUCCAGAGCUGUCAGAAUUGGUUGUGUACACCCGCAGUGUACACUUUAAAAGUUUUCAACAUGCUGCCAAAGCCCCGCCAAGCCACAUGUCCUCAUUUUCUGAAAGUGAAGCCCUCAGACAUGUCAAAGACUCAGGGAUGUAUUUUGUCCGUCACAAUAGCCACCAUCUGAGCAGGAUCUACCCCUCAGGACAGAGACUACAGUCUUCCAACUAUAACCCUCAGGAAAUGUGGAAUGGAGGCUGCCAACUUGUGGCCCUGAAUUUACAAACUCCUGGGGAACAGAUGGAUCUAAAUAGAGGCAAGUUCUUGCAGAAUGGACAAUGUGGCUACAUUCUGAAACCCCCUUUCAUGUGCCAGCCAUAUACCACCUUUAACCCAGAGAAUGUUGGUGGAGGUCCUGGGCAUGCACCAGUUUUUUUCACUGUCAGGGUUAUUUCAGCACAGCAGCUACCUAAACAAAAGAGGAACAAGCCAACAGCCAUUGUGGAUCCCCAGGUUUGGGUUGAGAUACAUGGUGUUCCGAUUGAUAAUAGCAAAAAGAAAACCCAUCACAUCCAAAAUAAUGGUUUUAAUCCACUGUGGGACUGCACUUUCAACUUUACCGUCCAUGCUCCUAACCUGGCACUUGUUCGCUUUGUGGUUGAAGAUCAUGAUUAUACUUCAAGCAACGACUUUCUUGGACAAUACACCCUGCCGUUGACAAGUCUCCGCACAGGUUAUCGCCAUAUCCGACUGCUCAAGCAAGAUGGUUCCUGCCUCUCACCCUCCUCGCUCUUCAUCCACGCCAAUAUCGUUGACUGUCAGAGUAAUCAUUUAAAUCACCACCCUGGGCGUCUGUAGCAAACAACAUUUAAUUCUAUUACUACCUCGUUAAACCAUUACAACAACCAUGCCAUUGCUUUUAGAGUGGCACAGUAAUUGGCCACAGUACUGUAUUUUCUGGACUAUUAAGUCGGUUUGGAGUAUAAGUCACACCAGCCAUAAACCAGAGUAUAAGUCGCAAUUUUUGGGUAAAUGGAAUUUGACAGAAUCCAAUACCACGAACAGACAGGAAUAGGCAACAACAGGCUGAACGGUAUGGUAUGCUAACAUUACAUAAACACAUAAACGAGGAACUGAGAAUGUGCAUGAUGUAACAUAUUAAGAGUUAUUCAAAUAACUAACAUAAUGUCACUUAUAAACAACUCCGCUGACUCCGGAAUUAGAUUUGCUGACGUCAGACUCAUCUCAGUUGCAGUUCCAAUUAUUCCUAGAGCGCCAUCAUGUGGUUUAGUGUGAAAAUAACAUGUGAAGUGAAAACAAGUGAGUAAGUAAUGUGUUAAUGAUCAAGUAAUAAUGUGUUAGGAAUUACACAUAUACCGUUUUUUUCCGUGUAUAGUGCGCAAAAUUUAGCGAAUUUAUUGUCCUAAAAUCUGGGGUGCGCAUUAUACAUGGGUACAAAAAUUUUUUAAUUUUUUUUUUUUUUAGAAAACAAAACCAACAACAGGACUGACCGACAAAGUCGUGGAACAAAAAGACAGGGUGACAUUACCAAAGACAGGAACAGAAAGCAAACAGACAUCAUGACAGUAACACAUGCAAUGAUCCGACGGUGAGCGAGGGGCAGACAGGACUUAAAUAAAAAACACGUUACAUCGAUUGAGGUGACACAGGAAGAGAGGGGCGACGCGAACAGAAACUAUGGCGAUCUAGACACAUAGCAAAACUGGGGACGAGACGUGACAAAUGUCCCUCGAGAUGAAACUUGAAAUCACCAAGUUAUGGUUUCCAAGGGUGUUUUUAUUCCUCUUCAACGUCUCUCCCAUACAGAGCCGCCUUUUUCACGUCCGCACGCCUCUUUCCCGUGCGCGCACGGAGCGCGGUGGUGCGUUUAUGGGCAGUCGGAGAAAUCAACGCCAACAAAAAAAAUUACAUCCAGCCUAGUUAAGACCAUACCAAAGACUAUAAAAAUGGGACCCAUUGCCUCCCUGCGUGUGUGACGAUCAUUGGGACUUAAAAAAAAAAAAAAUCAUAAAAAAAAUUCUUAAAAAUUGGGUGCGUAUUAUACAUGGGUACAGGCUUUUUUCCAGCAUCAGCAUGCCAUUUUUAGGGUGCGUAUUAUACAUGGGGGCGCACUAUACACGAAAAAAAACGGCACCACCGGCCAAACUAUGAAAAAAAACUGCGAUUUAUAGUCCGGAAUAUACGGUAUAUAGUAUAUGGCGAGGUACAAUAUAUUGCAAUCUUGAUUUAACAGACAAAAGGGCCGUUGUCCAUUAGAGCUGAUUGUCCAUAAACUUGAAAUACAUUUUCUUUGUGGGCUAAGCCAUCAAAUACAGUACAAAUACUGUAUUUGUAUUUCAUGAAUCAGCUCUAAUAGUUUUGUGGCCUAAAAAUGUCCAGUACAAGACAAAAUUCAUAUAAACUAGAGCUGCGAGAAGCUAUGAAGGUCUAUCGCAGUCCUGGCAAUAUUGGGUUUCUGGCACAAUGGAAUACUGGCACAUUGGAUUUUUUUGGGGGGGGGCUGAAGUGAAUCAGAAGCUACUUUGGUAAUAAAUGACAUCAAUAAAAGGCCACAAGUGGGUCAAAAUCUCAAAAGGCCAAAUUCCGGUUGAGUUUAGAGUAGAUUAAAUAGUAAAUCUGAUUCAUUAUUACUUUGAUAAACCAUGACGAAUCAUGACAGAAAUUAAAGUAAUUGACCAACUUGAGUUUAGAGUAGAGCUCCACAGACUUUUUGUAGGUCUUGGGCUGGUACAUACAAGUAGUCUCCAAUUUCUUUGGUAGCUCUUCGUUCAACAGUUCAACUAAUCAACUUUACUUUUUAAAAGGUGCAAUAAACUAAAAAAAUAAUGAUUAAUUUACCUAGUGUGAUGUGUGCAUAUUUCUCAUAUUUUUUCAUUAUUGUUAAGAUCAUCAAAAUCGGUUUUAUUUAAGCAAACAGCAUGUAGUUAGAGUGUUGGACAAAAUCAAAGACUUUGCUUGGUUGUUGUUUUUUUUAAUCAUGACCAUUUUAAGAUUGAACAACCACAGUUUCAAGACAAACUGAUCAAACGUCUCGGAGGAGUUUCCUAAUGUUACCUAAAUUAAAGGCCAAAAAUUGUGCCAAUUUGAAAAUAUAAAAAUGAUGACAUUGCUGUUAGUUUUCCCAAAUGGAUCCAAAAGACAUAUUUGUAGGUUGGCUGUUACACACAUCACCAAAUAUUCAUUGAUCUUGGUGAAACAUAUAUAUAGGAGAGCUUUAUUAAAUUAUUAAAUUUUUUAAAUAAAAUUUAUUAAAUUAUUUUAGGGGGUGUGUCAUGUAACAUGGAGUGUGGGGAAGGAACAAAUGGUGCAAAAAAGUGAGUAUGGAUUGCUCACAGGAAUAAAUUGGCAGGGCUAACAUUCCAAAAUUUAACAGCAGAUGGGGCAAAAUCUGAGUUGGGUAUUAGUGAGUGAAUUGGCCAAGUUGAAAUUCCAAAACUUUCCAAAAGAUGUUGCCAAAUCGUUGCCAGGAACCGAAAUUGAACGUGGUCUGAUCAAUGGAGCACACACGAGAGCACAAAGGUGGUUUUUAUUAUUCUUUUAAUUGUAUUUUAUUUUACUUGCUUGGCUGAAAUAUAUUCUGUAACCGCUUAAAGCAAUAUUAUCACAGAAUUAGACUAAGCUGCCCACCCUUAUGAGAAUAGGGGUGUGUUAAAAAAGGAUAAAAACAGAUGAGUUCUUGUUUUCUUUUAAUUUUAUUUUAUUUUCUUUAAAUUGUAUUUUAUUUCAAUUGCUUGGCUGGAAUGUAUUCUGUAACCGCUUAAAGCAAUAUUAUCACAGAAUUAGACUAAGAUGCCCACCCUUAUGAGAAUACGGGUGUGUUGAAAAAAGAAAAGAAAUCAAUUCAAAGGCUUUGAUUUAUUUUGAUUUAAUGGUUGACCAAAGUCUGACUUUGAAGUAUUGGUUUUAUAAAAAGGGGAAGUAAAGAAAAGAGGAAGUAGGGUGCUUGCCAGGGGGGUUUCCACAGAAUUUCGGUGGAAAGAGUGAAACGGAAAUGAGCUGCCCGGAAAAACCGCAGGGGAUGAGCGUGGGAAGAUGGACAGUAUAGAAGCUGUAGGCGUGGGAAACUGGACAGUAUAGAAGCCGUGGGCGUGGGAAACUGGACAGUAUAGAGGCCAGCGGAAAAGGGAAGGGCCAGAGAAGUCUAUAAAAAGGUCACCUUGGACAUCUACGGGGCUCUCUCCUGGACCGCGGUCAGAACGAACAGAAGCCGGUAGGAGUUUCAAGACCUUUUUCCAAAGCCUUCGAGAUUUUUGUGUAAAACGCAAGAUUGCUGGCACAGAUUAACUUGGAUUUACUCAAAAGAAUUGGACUGGACAACUUUGCUUGAGAAACUAGGUGAGAGGACCGACUCUUUCUGUAUUUCCGUGCGGGGAGGGAGACCGUAUCGGGUAGUGGGUCCUCCCAUGACCAAAACUAGUUUCUAGAUUGGAUUUUUAGAGAUAGAAUCGAAUUGAUCACUCGACUUUAUUUCCACCAAAAAAUAACCCCCAAUUGGCACCCAUCUUUUCCUCUUUUCUGAUUUAAUUUUUGCAAUCAAGAUUACUCCGGGAUUGAAUGAUUGUAUUUGCAAGGGCAUCGGUGACUGGAAUUGUUCAGUUUUUGGAGGAUUGUGAUUUGUAAUUUUAUUUCAUGUUUCUUCAAUAAAAGAGUUGUAUAUACUCAUUUAA